Messenger RNA from Paramecium sonneborni, 1002 nucleotides. Lineage: Eukaryota; Ciliophora; Oligohymenophorea; Peniculida; Parameciidae. The record is from the annotation of a GenBank genome assembly.
AUGCAAAGUCCAAAUAACCUCUAAUUAUUGACUAAAAUGAAAAGGUGUCGUAAAAAUAUGAUUAAAUUAUAAGAGAAAAUUAAUUUACUAGCAACUAUCAUUGAUCAAUAAUCAAUUCCUUCUCAAAAAGAUUUUUAAUAGAAUCUUCCACAUACAGAAUAAAAACCAGACAUAAUUAUUGAUGAUGAUGACAGUGUUGAGAUAAUUUUAAGUUUAAAUGAACUUGAACCUGUCAAUUAAUAAUAAGAUCUAAAACCAAUAGCAAAGAAAUUAAUUUCCAGGUUUUAUUAUCAUAUUGGUGAAAAAAUGAAAGAGAGUUCUCUUAAUCAAUUAUAAGCCUUAUAGUUAUUGUGUAAUAAGGAGUUCAAAGAUAAUCCUUAUAAAUAACUUUUUCAAGGUUUUCAAAAGCUUUAUAUCAAUACUGAAUUAAAGUGCAAAUAGUGUAAUCAUUAAUUCUCAAAUCUAUAAUAAAGUUCAAAUCAUGUUCUUUAUAGUCAUUUAAAUGACUUAUCUAUUUUUAUAUGCAUCUAAUGUAAAUUGACAUUUCAGAAUUAAGAUAAACUAGAUAAUCAUAUAAUCUAAUUACAUCAUUUAAAUAAUAAUAUUCCUAAUACAUAAAUCAAUUUAUAAUAAAAACCUGAAAAUCAAGUCUAAAAACAGCCAAUCAAUGAAAUCAAUAAAAUUAAUUAGAUUCCUGAUCUUAAUUAAAUCAAUCACGAAGUUCCACCUUAACCAAUUAUGUAAAAGAUUUUUAUUCCAUCUGAAUAUACUCAAACAAAUAAUCAUGUCAAGUAAUAAGAUUAACCACCUAUUAAAUAACCAUCCUUAUAAUCUAAAAUCAAAAUUAUUAAAAAAUAAUUUUUUAUUGCACCUGAAAACUUUAAAGAAGAAUAAAAUUUGUUAGAAAAUUUAGAUGAUGAAGUCCUUUCUAAAAAUAAUUAGAAACCAUAAAAAAUUAAAAUAAAAUUAGUAACUAAAACAAAUCAAUCAUUCAGUAAUUGA